AUGUGGAUCUGGACAUCUCGUCGCCUUCAACAACAGCAGAAAGUAAUAGCAUCUGCCGUCAGCUCUCAACCUAUCAAUGUCAACAGGACCUACUUCCAGAAUCGACUGAUGACCUCAGUGAAACAAUUCAAUGGCAAGGAUUUCAGUUUGAGGAUUGUCCCGAUUUUGUUUCAAGAUGCCGGAACUUACAGAUGUUCAAUAGGAGCAUAUCCAUAUCUGACAAUUGAUCUAAUCACCGUGAAAGUCACAGCUGAAAUGUCUGAUCCAGUGACUGAGGGAGACACCGUUACACUGACCUGCUCUGUGUCUCACGUUACUGAGUCAAUGAGACUGGUUUGGAUCAAUGGCGAUGGCAAAAGUGUUGGCGACAUGUCACUGACUGUGGAAGAGAAAUCACUGAGUCUGGCUAUUCAGAAAGCUGAGAGAGGCAGAGGGAACUGGAGAUGUGGUUUGUUUCAUCAAGAUCAGCCCCGGCUUUUUGUCCCGUACUAUCAGGAGCCCCGUGGAUGUGGAGAUUCUAUUUACUUUUUCCACCAGGAAGGCAACUUUGUAUUGAAAGGACCAGACAGUCCUGGAAAUGGCCCCAUUGUCUGGGAAUGGAGGCCACACUCAGGGCAACAAACCACAAAGCGAUUGGCUACUUUUCACAGAGAAGAUCAGCAGUGGGCCGUACAAUGGAGUGAUGAGUACAAUCGAACACCAGGCAUUUCCCAGAGCAUGCGUGCGGGCUGGGGUACCCUUAAUCUGAGGAUCAAGAUGCUCCCCUUUGAACUUGCGGGUCUGUUCACCUGGACUCAAACAGAGCCCACUAGGAAAAUCCUGAGACAGUGGGAACUAUUUGGGAUCAAAGUUGAGGCAGGACUCACCAAGCUGUACAUCUCCAGACUCCCAGAUACCGUCAGUCUUCACUGGAAACCAAGAGGCUCAGCUCAGCAGAACACAAGGAACAACGCUGAUCAGAUCCGUCUGAAUAACAUCGUCUAUCUGAUGGUCCAACACGUUGGAGCAGGAAAUCCCAAUCUGUACACAUGGGAAGUGCAGGAAAAUGGCUCCAUUGUUCUCACUGGAGACACCAAUGUUGAAGUGGAUCAGGAUUUACACAACAAGACAUACACAGUUUAUCGCUCAGUCACGGAUCACAGUGAACUCAACCUGAUUUGUGAAGCUUCUCCUGAGCUCAGUGAAACCAAAUGGACUUGGAGAUCACGUUUCCAGAAUAAAGAGAAGUCUACUCUCAGGUCUGUGCCGAUCCAUGUCAACAGGAGCUACUUUGGGAAUCGACUGGAAACCCCAGAGGGAAAUGUGAAUGGCAAGAAUUUCCAUGUGAGGAUUGUCCCCGUGCAGUUUGAAGAUGCUGGAGUUUACACAUGUUCCACGGGAUCAAAUAAAUAUGUGACUAUAGAACUAAUCACAGUUACAGUCACGACUGAACCAUCUGGUGCAGUGACUGAGGGAAGAAACAUUGCACUGACCUGCUCUGUGUCUCAUGUCACUGAGUCAAUUAGACUGGUUUGGAUCAAUGAUGAAGGCAAAGUUGUAGAGGAGAUAAAUCUCAUGCAAACAAAGCAGGAGGACAAUUCUUUGCAGCUGAUUAUUGCAAAAGUUGAUGGAAGAAGGAACUGGACAUGUGUUUUGUUUCAUCAAAGCACAGCCAAGGUUUUCAUUCCAUAUUAUCUGCAGGUGAAAAGAUUGCGAUAA
Molecule: messenger RNA, 1698 nt
Organism: Amblyraja radiata (thorny skate)
Lineage: Eukaryota; Metazoa; Chordata; Chondrichthyes; Rajiformes; Rajidae
Exons: 8
Coding region: 1-1698 (565 amino acids)
Source: RefSeq, a predicted model, not a curated record